Schistosoma turkestanicum is the source of this 1443-nucleotide messenger RNA. Lineage: Eukaryota; Metazoa; Platyhelminthes; Trematoda; Strigeidida; Schistosomatidae. The record is from the annotation of a GenBank genome assembly.
AUGUUUUCAGUCUGUCGACAGUUUUAUUUCAAGAAAAUCAUCUUACCCAUCGGAUAUAAGAGAGCGCUUCAUCAUGGGUCAAAACAGACGAAUGAAAAAGUAAAAUUAAGAGAACCUUUCUCUGUUGUCCCUGGGAAUUCGCCUAAAACCGCUUCGAAUGGCGAGGACGCCUUCAGUUUUCUGAAGAAUGACGCCAACGUUUUUAUCCAUGGUGGCGCAGCGACACCUACAAUACUUAUUGCGGAAUUUUAUAACUAUGUAAUGGCUAAGAAGCUGAAGAAUAUAACGGCUUAUCAUAUUCACACAGAAGGACCCUUCCCUAUUAUCAAUCCUGAAGCAAGUGGUCAUUUCCGAUCCGUAUCACUCUUUACAGGCGGCAAUUGCAGAGACCCAAUCAAAAGUGGAAGAGCCGAUUAUGUUCCAAUAUUUCUAAGUGAAAUUCCAUUCCUUUUUCGCAGAGGUUUAAUAAAGCUGGACUUAGCAUUACUGAACGUCAGUCCUCCAGAUGUUAACGGGUAUUGUUCUCUUGGUCCAAGUGUAGAUAUUACCCGUUCUGCUAUUGAGUCUGCUAAAUAUCUCGUUGGUCAAAUAAAUCCAAGUUUACCGGUCACUUCAGGAGAUGCCCAUGUACACAUAAGUAACUUCACGUCAGUUAUCCAUGGAGAUAUGGUUUGUCACUAUAUGGAGCCGCGACAAAUGACCGAGGUUGAAGAUAAGAUUGGAGCAUUAAUUGCGGAUAAUCUGAUAGAUGAUGGUGCUACUCUACAAACAGGUAUUGGAGCAAUUCCAGAUUCAGUCUUAGCUAAGCUUUCCAACCGUCGAAACUUAGGAGUUCAUACCGAAAUGUUCUCAGAUGGUAUUGUUAAACUAGUUGAAUCUGGUGUUAUAACAAAUACAAAUAAGAUCGUUCGCCCAGGGAAAGUUGUCACGAGCUUUGUCAUUGGUACAGAAAAAGUUUUCAAAUUUUUAGAUAAUAACCCAUUUAUUGAAUUUCGUGAUGUAGCUUGGGUUAAUUCACCUUAUGUAAUAGCCCGAAACCCUAAACCAGUUGCCAUCAAUUCCUGUGUCGAAGUUGACCUCACUGGUCAGAUUGUAUCCGAUUCUAUUGGUAGUAGAAUCUACUCAGGAUUUGGUGGUCAGGUUGACUUUAUCCACGGAGCCGCAAUAGCUGAAGAUGGUCAAGGCAAACCUAUAAUUGCUCUUCCAUCUUCAACAAAACGUGGUGAAAGUAAAAUUUGUUCACAUAUUAAACCUGGUGCUGGUGUUGUAACGUCUCGAGCCCAUGCUCAUUAUGUUGUCACAGAAUAUGGUAUCGCCUAUUUGUUUGGACGUAGUUUAAGGCAACGUGCACAUGCUCUUAUUCAAAUUGCUCAUCCAGAUCACAGAGAAGCAUUAGAAAAGGCAUCAUUCGAACAACUCAAAGUAAUGCCAUCACCUGAUUGA